GGGAGAAAAGUGGGAGCAUUUAAAAUCUUCCAGUUAACAAACAAAACGAAUUCCUCGACUCAGCUCAAAUAGCACCUCUUUUCUGGCCCUUUCUACAGAAUGAGUGGCUCUUCCCUCAAUCUGUCACCUGAAAGUGUCAGCAAUGCCAGAAAAAUGCUCUUCCCACGGGUUGGGCUGGACCAGGGCCUGUGUCCCGGGUGACAGUGUUCCAGGUGCCUGUGUCCCGGGUGUAUGAGUCCCCGGGUGCCUGUGUCCCGGGUGUAUGAGUCCCAGGUGCCUGUGUCCCGGGUGCCUGUGUCCCGGGUACCUGUGUCCCAAGUGUAUGAGUCCCGGGUGCCUGUGUCCCGGGUGCCUGUGUUCCAGGUACCUGUGUCCCGGGUGCAUGUGUCCCGGGUGCCUGUGUCCCGGGUGACAGUGUUCCAGGUGCCUGUGUCCCGGGUGCCUGUGUUCCAGGUACCUGUGUCCCGGGUGACAGUGUUCCAGGUGCCUGUGUCCCGGGUGCCUGUGUCCUGGGUGCCUGUGUCCCGGGUGACAGUGUCCCGGGUGCCUGUGUCCCGGGUGUACGAGUCCCACUGCUGAGGAGGUACGGGACCCUCGUUUGAGGAUGGAGGGCUCGGUGGGAGCCUAGAGUCACGGCUGACCGGGUGGUGACCGAGCCAGCCCCUCAGCCCUGACAAUGGCGCUUCCUCAGUAACGAGACCAUAGGAAUGAUUCACCUGCCUCACAGGAGUAGGAGCACCACUGGGUCACAGCGCACACCACGUUACACCCCCCCACUGCCAUUAAUAACCCUAACCCUAACCACACCCCACUGCCACUGCCCAACCCUAAUUCCCCUCUGCCACUGACGAACCCUAACCCACUGCCACUGACAAACCCUAACCCUAACCCCCCACUGCCACUGACUAGCCCUAACCCUAACACCCCACUGCCACUGACUAACCCUAACCUCUACUGCCACUGCCGAACCCUAACGCUAACCCUAGCCCUAACCCUAACCCCCACUGCCACUGAUGAACCCUAACCCUAACCGCCCAAGUGGGUUGUGAGAAGUGGAUAAUAAUUACUUACUCUUACAACUGAACACCAUUUUUACUGGAAAAGAUGACAAGUGUGGGUAUCAGACUUGGUUAUUUGGCAGAAAUUUUCUUGAACAUUAAAGAAGUGAAUACUUGACUUCAAGAAAACCAACUGGCAGUGUUUAUUGCCAGUGAUGGAAUUCAAGCUUUUAGAUCAAAGUAAGACUUUCGAAAAACUUACUACCUACCUCUGUGAAUUUUUUAGCUUCCCAAUUAUUAUAGACUUUCUGCUAAAGUCUAGGGAUAUUAACAAAUAGGGUUUAAAAAAAGAUAUAUAAAGAUAGUAU
This is a messenger RNA of Myotis brandtii (Brandt's bat), 1366 nucleotides long. RefSeq names its product repetitive proline-rich cell wall protein 2-like. Lineage: Eukaryota; Metazoa; Chordata; Mammalia; Chiroptera; Vespertilionidae. Bases 232 to 579 code for a protein of 115 amino acids. The transcript has 2 exons. The record is from RefSeq and is a predicted model, not a curated record.